Molecule: messenger RNA, 1274 nt
Organism: Aquila chrysaetos chrysaetos
Lineage: Eukaryota; Metazoa; Chordata; Aves; Accipitriformes; Accipitridae
Gene: CIDEC
Product: cell death inducing DFFA like effector c
Exons: 6
Coding region: 156-1055 (299 amino acids)
Biological process (GO): apoptotic process; regulation of apoptotic process
Source: RefSeq, a predicted model, not a curated record
CUAGCUGAAGAUAUCCCUACAGCAACAGGGUUGGCAUUGCCACCAUGGGUACCCCUAAUUCCCCAAAGCCUUUGUUGGCCCCCACCCAACCCCGAGGGGCCAGGGUGAGGGUGCAGCCCCGUGCCUGUAUCUCGCCUUUGCUCCAGCGCUGACUCAUGGCCCCACGUGCCGCUUUGCGCAAGAGCCGCGCUGGCAGGCAGACUCUGCCCGGGCGGCUGCCGCCAUCCUGGUCCCGGCCAAAGGGCAGGCGCAGCCCUUGCGUAAAGGCAGCCGUGCCGGGGCGCUGGCUCACCGCUGUGCCGGAGCUGAGCCCGGGAGGCUGGACCGUGCUCCUUGCAAAGAUGGAUUAUGCCAAGUCCCUGAGCCUGCGCCUGGCUGCCCCUGUCUCCAAAUGUGUCUCGGCAAGUGCCUCCAUGACCCAGCAGCUACUGUCGAGCCCGGCCCCGCGACCCCGACCCUACCGCGUCUGCAACUGGGACCGCAGCCUGCGCAAGGGCAUCAUGGCACAGAGCCUCGCCGAGCUGCUGCGCCAGGCUCAGAGCGCCCUGCUCGCCCCGGGUCCCGUCUCGCUGGUGCUGGAUGAGGAUGGCACCGCGGUGGAGACGGAGGCUUUCUUCCGGACGCUGGAGGAGGGAACGGUGCUGAUGGCCCUGAGCAAGGGGCAGACUUGGGCUCCCUCCAAGACGCCUGGCUACCAGCUAAGCCUGUCCCGCAAGCCCGCUCGGAGGAUCGACGUCGCCUGCAUCACCUUCGACCUCUACAAGACCAGCCCGCAGGACCUGGGCUGCCUCAAUGUCAAAGCCACGCUCUACGGCACCUACAGCAUGUCCUACGACCUGCGCUGCUACGGGGCCAAGCGGCUGAUGAAGGAAGCCCUGCGCUGGACGCUCUUCACCAUGCAGGCCACCGGCCACGUCCUGCUUGGCACCUCUUGCUACAUGCAGCAGCUCCUGGAUGCCACGGAGGAACCGAAGGAGACGGAGAGCAGCCCAGCGCUGCGAAGCCCCCUGCCCUGCAGCCUCCCACCCCUGCCCCGCAGGAAGACGCUGCAGUGAGCGUUGGGUGCCCUGUCCCGUCCCCCCCCUCCUCUGUCUACUCCCACCCGAUCCCUGGGGGUCCCAGCACCCCGCUAGGUCAAUGCCUGGGGAGAGGCUGCCACGGUGCCUAGCACAGCCUCUCCUUGCACCCCGCUGGCUGAGCGCGUGGCCAGCUCUUCUCUGUAAUAUCUGCUGCUCUGUAAAUAUAUUUAUUUAAGUAAAGCUCUGCUGCCUUCA